GAGGUGCGGACUAGAGGAGGGAGGAGCGGCGAGAGUGUCACCUGCAAAAAUCUGGUCUUGUUUACCUCCAGUUCACUUCAUUUCUUGUACAUUUGACACAAUAAAGGAAAUUAUGCCGUAGAGCGUUGGUCUGAGAGCAUUUCGGCGAAGGUCGUAGCGCCGCAGUAGUUCAGUGCUCGUCGCCUAUUUAAAUGAGGUCGAGAGAGCUCGUCACAAGAGAAAGAAUGCCACGUAUAACAAAUGGUGGAGGCGGCGUGGCACGGGGUGCUGGGGGAUCCACUGGAAGCUCCCUGAACUGGCGUGAAGUUCACCAGCGUGUCCGGGAGCUGAGGAGGACCUUCUUACACCUCUCCGUCAAGACUCCCACUGAUGUGACCUUCCGGCGCCUCAGCCCGACGCAGCUGCGAUGUUACUUCCUCCUCUCUCCAGGCCAGGGACGAGAAUCUACCCUUUUCUAUGCAGACAUUAAUCUUGAUACUACUUGGUGUAGUAAGCUGGUUUAUCAGGAGGUUCUGGAGUCUGGGCACUCUUUCCUCUGGCGCCGCACUUCCAGGGAAGAGCAGCUGCUUAGUGAGCGUCGGCGCAUAUCUACAUGGGGAAUCACUAAUUAUGAGCUGCAUCCUGCGUCUGGAACCCUUGUCUUCCCAGCGUCAUCCACUAUCUUCCAGUGUGUACAUCCUGAGAGACCUACUGGCCCUGUCAGUCCCAGAGAGUUGCCAAGCUGUCAAGUGCGACUCAACCCUCAGAUCUGCCCAGCAAAUCCAAACCUCAUUGCUUUUGCUGCCCGAUAUGACAUAUACUUGUAUAAUACUAAAACAGGGGAAGAGAAAAGAGUGACUCAUGUGCAUAGUGGUAGUGGGCGUCUUGAAUAUGACCCCAAGAGCGCAGGAAUGCCCUCUUAUGUUAUGCAAGAGGAAUUUACACGAUACCAGGGUUAUUGGUGGCAACCUGUAUCUCCAGAUGGUGUAUACCGUUUAUUGUAUGAAGAGGUUGAUGAAAGUGAAGUUCCUAUAGUACAGUUUAUACUUCCUGAUGAUUCUGCUGGGAUGCUGGAUGAGUUCAGAUUUCCAAGAGCAGGAAUGGCUAAUGCAGAAUCUACACUGAGAUUGCUAGAAAUUGAAGUUGGUCCAGCUGAAGAGUUGAGAGUGACCACACGACACCUGCGUCACGACCUCAAACAACUGGCACCUUGGCAUGAGUACUUAGUUCGGGUUGGCUGGACUCCUGAUGGCAACCAGAUUUGGUGCCAACUGCUUGAUCGCAGACAGCAGCGUUUAGAGCUGAUCCUGCUGUCGCUGUCGUCCUUUACGGGUCAGAAAAGCCCAGCAGCGCCCUCGGCCCCAGCAGUGCCAUCUCUCUCUCCACAUGUCCUCAUCUCGCAACACUCCAACACCUGGAUAGAUGUUCACAAUUUAUUAUACUGGUGGAGGAGUCACCCAGAUCCUACACAAAGAAUGUUGAUAUGGGCAAGUGAAGAGUCAGGUUAUAGACAUCUUUACCUGUUUUUGACGCAGUUGUCUCCCCCCACCAGUACCGAGGAUCAGCCCUCACACGAAGACCAAGGUUUAGUGUCGGCUCAACUUGUUCAAAAGAUUGCUCUUACUCGAGGAGAUUGGUCAGUCACCGGCAAUAGCAUCUGGGUUGAUGAAGCACGUCGAUUAGUCUACUUCACAGGGUUGCGAGAUUCCCCCUUAGAGCAGCACUUGUAUGUUACUUCUAUAUCCCAUCCAGGAGGACUUGUGCAAAGACUAACAGAGCCAGGCUUCUCCCACCAAGUGGCACUAAACCAGGAAUGUACAGUAUUUACCAGUGUAUACAGCAGUAUAGAAGUCCCUUCCCAGAGCAAAGUUGUGACAAUAACACCUCUUGAUACACCUAACAGCAGUGGACACUUGGUAUGGGUGUCAGUCCUGGGUGACCUUGUAAAUGAGCCUAUUUCAGAGGGCCUUAGAGAGAUCAAGCCUCUGGUUGUACCUGAGGUGUUUACUACCAGAAUAAACAGUGGUGAUGUUAUCUACUCCAUGGUAUUCAAGCCCCACAACUUUACACCUGGAAGAAAGUAUCCAACUGUUCUUAGUAUAUAUGGAGGUCCACAAGUCCAACUGGUAUCUAACACUUUUAAGGGCUUUAGACACAUGAGAACACAUAUGUUAGCAGCUCAUGGGUUCUGUGUUGUGAGCAUAGAUUCUCGUGGGUCAGAUAACAGAGGCGUCGGAUUCCAGGCUCAUCUUGUGAAUCGCAUGGGAACAGUGGAAAUAGAAGAUCAAGUGGAGGUCCUACAGCUUCUUGCUGGACAAUGCGAUUAUAUGGAUCUCACAAGACUUGCCGUUACUGGCUGGUCAUAUGGUGGCUACCUCUCCCUCAUGGCUCUAGCUCAGCGUCCUGAUAUCUUUAAGGUAGCAAUAGCUGGAGCUCCAGUUGUAUCCUGGGGCCUCUAUGACACUGGCUACACAGAGCGCUACAUGGAUUUGCCCACAGUUAACCCUGAGGGUUACCGCAAUGGCUCCGUCCUCUCUUAUGUCAACAACCUCCCAGAUGAAGAGAAUCGGUUGCUCAUCGUCCAGGGGAUGAUUGAUGAGAAUGUUCACUUUUCCCACACAAAUCAACUUAUCCAAGCUCUCAUCAAGGCGGGCAAACCUUACCAGCUUCAGAUUUACCCCCAUGAGCGCCACUGCUUGCGUCAGCUUGACUCAAAUGAACAUUAUGAAACCAAGCUGCUCUCUUUCCUCUUAAAUAACCUAUGAUGGAAAUGGAAAUUAGAUUUUGAAAUCUUUGUUUUGUAUCAUGAAAUCUGUUCUGCAAAUCUGGUUUGUUAGUCAUUUUGUUCUUUGUCGGAAGUGUUUUUAGUGCUUUGUGCUUUUUAGAGGCACAGCUGACGCAAGCAUCGUAGAGAUGUUGACAGAAGUGUAUGACUGAGUGUCAGGAUCUUGGUAAUAGAAAUAUUGAAACUCAGCACCAGCACCAGUUAAGAUUUAUGAAGACAGUGAUUUACACAUUUAUUGUUUAGGCUUGUAUAAAAAUAGCAGAAAAAAAAUUUAUCAAGACCUGUGUUGUCAUACACUGGAAGUGGUGGGUGAAGCAAACCAAAUGUAGGUUUUAUAAGCAAUAUGAAGGACUUGUUUAUCAUAGACAGAGGGUUGUUAGCAGGAUACCUAACAACCUGUUCUUGGUACUGAAUGAGUUUUCCAGAAGAUGUACGGAUAUGUGAUACCUAGACAGAUAUUUGUAACUGUAUCUAUUUUUCUUUUAGUUUGUUAUGAAGUAAUAAAGAACAGUAGAGAAGUUAACAUUACUGUAGUGCUUUUUAAAAGGAGAUUUUAUGGGUUUUUCUUUUUCUUUCAUAUCUGCAAGGAAAGGGUGUAAUAUUUCAGAAGAGAAAGUGGCACUCUUUUUAAGUCAGAAGUCAAUUUUUUUUGUUUUUUUGUUUUUCUUUAUGUUUAUGCUGAUUUUACAAUUGCCGUGGUAGCUAGUCUUACCAUUUUAUUCAGUCUAAACAUAUUUUAAUACUCAUCUUUUAUUUUUAUUAUUGUUAUUUUAUAAAUUUUCAUUCUGCAUUUCUUCUUUCUGUUUUACUUCAUUUUAAAUUUAUAUUUUAGGCUGUAAAUCUGAGAAAAAGAUCCAUUACGGUUUGUGUUUACCACAGCUGAAGGCAUUAUUUUCUUCACAGUGCAGUUCCAGAUAUUUAAUAAAGAUGAUAAUUAGUCAUCAUGUUAGGUAGGGUCAACAAGUCUCCUAAGUGGAUUGCCUCUUGUGUACUGGGUGUGAAAUGCAGCUUGGUGAGAGGAGGUGUACUGUAAUCGCAGAGUCCAUCAUUGCCUUUUUGCAAUGUCAGUACAACCAUCUUGAUUACAGUAGAAAAUGUAUGGUGUAAUUGUUUAUGUAAAAUGAAUGUAUGGUCAUGUUAGCUGUGUUGUGGUUUUGAGUAACAGUGUUUGUCAAUAGGAUAUUUGUCUUCUGACUUCAAGGACCUUCCACAAAGUAAAUCAGAAUUCAUAUUUGAUUAUGAUAAAUCACUUCUUACAUUUUUAAAUUUUGUAUGAGUAAUCCUGUGUGUGUGAGUGUGCGUUUGUGUGUGUGUAAUUGUGUUUAUAUUUGAAUAUGUACGUAUAGUCUGCGUCUGUGUAUUUCUGGCAUCACUGCAAUUAUGUUGUAUGACUGAUAGGCUGACUUUGAAAUACUCAGUAAAACUUAGUAUGACUUUAUGAAUUUUGCUGUAAAGAAAGCUCAUUUUUGAGAACUGGUGCUAGAGAAAAAAAUUAUUAUUUGCUUUCAUUGUAAAAGUAGUCAUUACAACUGGGCAUCUGUUAGUAAAUUAUGGUUGGAAACAUCACGCCAGUGAUCAAGGUCACCUCAUGAUCUUGUGUAUGUUUAUCAUGAGGCCUUACAGGGUUUGAAUGACUUGGCAAACACCUAGAAAGGCAGUCACUUCUCAUUCUAGUAAUCAGAAUUAAAUAUACUGAUGUUUUCAAGAACAUUAAAUUGAGUCAGAUUUUUCAUUUUGCAAGAGGGAGAAGGUGCAUAAACAACAACUUUUGUAAAUAGUUACUGAUUUUACUUGAAAGAGAAGCUGGGAGACUAGGAUAAAAUAAAUUGUAUUAGACUAAGUACCAUCUAGUCACAUAAGCAUCAAUUAAUUGUAAGAAAUGGAUGGGUUUAACUUUGUUUUAUUUUGUGAGUUUGCUUUAAUUAUUGCCAUUACUAAUAUAUUUACUGUAUUUCUACAAUUAUUUAUAUAUAUUACUUUUCUCUUAUUAAAAAAAAAACUUUUAAUAAAGAAAAAUAAAUGAUUGGUCAUAUAUUGUAAACAAGGUUAUAAUGUCAGUGGAUAUUUCUUUUUUGACAGAAAUUAUUCAAAGAUAUAUGAUUUGGAAAGACUGACCAUGAGCAUUGUAAUUAUUGAAUCUAUGACCUGCAAUAGGCCAUUCUGAGGUAUGGGUUGUACCCAUUAUGAUAGCACAUUAUUGACCAGGGUCAGUUUGACAUGGAUACCACUUCAUUGUGUAGGUCUUGGGAAUAUUUGCUGCUGUACAGUUAGUGAAAUGUGAACACUGUAGAAACUGCUUUCCAUUAACUAGUUAGUAAUGAGAUUUUAGCAUUGUUGUGCAUCAUUGUAAAAUGUGUUUUGUAUAGUAUUUUAUUGCAAAUCUGAGACAGAUUUCACUGUCUUUUUUUCUAAUUCUUGUUUUUUAAUUAUAAACAAAUACUUCACAUAGCGCACAUGUGAAACUUACCUUUUGUUUGGAUUUCAAUAUUUCCAUCAUAUUUCAGUCCUUACAGCUGCUGAUCCCAGUGUUGUAGACAAUGCUAAGUUGAUACAAAAUUGGGAAAAUGGAACUUGCUUUGUCAUUA
Molecule: messenger RNA, 5349 nt
Organism: Penaeus monodon (black tiger shrimp)
Lineage: Eukaryota; Metazoa; Arthropoda; Malacostraca; Decapoda; Penaeidae
Product: dipeptidyl peptidase 8-like
Exons: 17
Coding region: 192-2744 (850 amino acids)
Biological process (GO): proteolysis
Molecular function (GO): dipeptidyl-peptidase activity; serine-type peptidase activity
Source: RefSeq, a predicted model, not a curated record